This is a messenger RNA of Eruca vesicaria subsp. sativa (arugula), 267 nucleotides long. The record is from the annotation of a GenBank genome assembly. NCBI's taxonomy places the organism in Eukaryota, Viridiplantae, Streptophyta, Magnoliopsida, Brassicales, Brassicaceae.
AUGUGGUUUCCCAAAGAGGAAAUUAAGGUGGUGAAGAAUAUGAAGAUGAAGUUCUUUUUCUUUUAUGCCAUUGCAGCUGCACUUCUAGUUGUAGCCAACUUUGGAAUGAUGCACACAAGAGGGCAAAGCGUUUCGUGCCUAAACCAGCUUGCUCCAUGCCUAAAUUACCUGAAUGGAACCAAAGAAGUGCCUCAAGAUCUCGAGGAUCUACUAACUCGGACCGAAGCUCCUCCACUGGCAACAUCUUUUCUCAGUCCUAUUGGAUGA